AGGUAUCUUCUGUCGACGUUCAGCGCAGGAGGAAUCUCAAUGGAUGGAGGACUGUACGUAUGCCUACUUGUGCCAUACGAUCGGGAUUUCGCGUCUGCAAGAGAAAAGUCGCCGGACAUCGCCAUCCAUCCAUCCUGCAUGCGCCCAGUGGGAGUCAUAAUUAUUAUUAUUAUUUUUUCGUCCUUUUUGGUUUUGUUUAACCUGUGGCAGCGCAUCCAUCCUCCAACUGCAUUUUCUUUUUAUUUCUUUCUUUUCGUUUAUUUUUUUUUUUCGCUUUACUUUUAUUUACUCGGUUUUAAACAUGAUGAUAAUUAUUUUUUUUAGACCCGAAUGAAAUUUUGUUUCCACGAUAAUAAUAUUCUAUUUUUCCCUAUUCCCUGUCUGUAUAAGUUAUCGAACCAACUCCAAUCGACCUCCGAUUUUCUUGAAUUCAAACCAAAUACGACUUUUUUUUUUUUUUUUUCUUUUUCCCCUUCGUUCUUUCCUGUACUGCCAUCCCUCUUGCCCUUUCGGGCCAACCCUCGUCCCGCCCCUCUCCUCCUCCUCCUCUUUCUUCCUACAACUUCCUUUUCUCUCCCUCCCUCUGUUCUUCUCUCUCAUACUCCUUCUCCUCUUCUUUCCGCCUCCUCCCCUCCUCUCUCCUCCCUCCUCCCUCCUCCCUCUUCACGGCUCAUUCGACAUUCCUUCAUUAACAUUCCCUUCGGCCGUCGUCUAGACUCCUUCGCGCGAGCUCGCCCACUCUAUAAUUCGGACCUGAACACUCCACUAUCCUUCCUACUCCACUCGGCACUUGAACUGUGGUAUUCCCGGCUUUUUAUCUGCCCCUCAAUCCGAAAGAGACUUUUUUUUUUCUUUUUCUUUUCUUCUUCCGGCUCGUGACCCGUCUCUAUCGGAACCACCAAUCUAUAUCGACAACCGAAUUCCUACUUGGUGUGGGCGAGUGUCGUCUUUAUGAUCUUUGCGCUUUCUUAUUCUUUUU
Messenger RNA from Aspergillus steynii IBT 23096, 979 nucleotides. RefSeq lists its product as uncharacterized. NCBI's taxonomy places the organism in Eukaryota, Fungi, Ascomycota, Eurotiomycetes, Eurotiales, Aspergillaceae. The record is from RefSeq and is a predicted model, not a curated record. The transcript is spliced from 2 exons. Bases 331 to 879 code for a protein of 182 amino acids.